Mus caroli (Ryukyu mouse) is the source of this 4862-nucleotide messenger RNA. It is a transcript of the gene Arhgef33, whose product is annotated as Rho guanine nucleotide exchange factor 33. NCBI's taxonomy places the organism in Eukaryota, Metazoa, Chordata, Mammalia, Rodentia, Muridae. Gene Ontology annotation, molecular function: guanyl-nucleotide exchange factor activity. The record is from RefSeq and is a predicted model, not a curated record.
CAAUCCCCUCCACAGCUUCUUCCUGGAAUCUUUUAAGUUACUUCAGAAUCCAGAUAAGCCUUGGACUGGGGAUGCGCUAACCACAGCAGGCACCAUGGGACCCUCUAGAGUAAUCAGAAAGAAGACUUCCAAAACCUGAUGUGAUGUCUCCUGCUGGAGACGGGGCGCGAGGUGCAGGGAAGGGGAGGUGGCCUGACCCAGGGCGAGGAUGACGAAAUGCUGAAGCGUGAGCUGGAGGAGAGACGCAACGGGCACCAUGGAAAAAUCCAAAACCAAGCAAGGAGAGAAUGAACACAUGCCGGUGAAUAACCCUUCCACACAGAUUUACCAGCUGCAGGCCCUGGCCUCGGAACUGAAAACGGGCUUCACAGAAGCAAUGCAGGAGCUGACACGGAUCCAACAUGGAGAAUACGCUUUGGAAGAGAAGGUCAAGAGCUGCCGAUGUUCAAUGGAAGAGAAAGUCACGGAGAUGAAGAAUUCAUUAAACUACUUCAAGGAAGAGCUGAGCAAUGCAAUGUCCAUGAUUCAGGCCAUCACUUCCAAGCAAGAAGAAAUGCAGCAGAAAAUCGAACAGCUGCAGCAGGAGAAGAGAAGAGAAUCUCGAAAGGUCAAAGCCAAGAAAGCCCAAAAGGAAGAACAUGGCGCGCAGGCCGGGCCGGCAUCUGCGCCCGCGCCUGCGUCUGCGCCGACGCAAGGAAGCCCCUUCCGCUCCAUCAAUGUCCCUGAAGCCGGUCUCCCCAGUGACGACUUCACCAACAUGUUGCCUUCUCAGAACUAUGAAAAAGCCCAAGAGUCAAGAUCUGUUCAUGUAGGAGAUAGCAAUGUGAAGGGGAUGAUGGGUCCUGGAGUGAACCCAACAACUCCAGAAUCAGAUGAAAACCUUAAGCCUUCUCUCUCAGCCGAGAUCCAGUCCAAGGGCCAUCACACACCUGGCCUGUGGAGACAGCCUAAGGAAGGCAAAGAAUGGGGCGAGGAAUAUGUCACAAAAGAUCACCCAGAUAAGCUGAAGGACGCUGGCCAGGGCAGACACAGCUCCCUGGAAAACGUUCUGUGUGAAACCUCUUUAGCUGCAAAAAGACAAACUGUGGCUCUGGAACUGCUUGAAUCAGAACGGAAGUACGUCAUCAACAUCUCGCUGAUCCUGAAGAUAAAGGCCACCUUCCAGGGCUCCGAUGGAAAGAGGAACCCCAAGGAGAGAAGCCUCUUCCCUGGCUCCUUGCGCUACCUCGUCCAGCAGCACUUGGACUUGCUUCACGCGCUGCAGGAGAGGGUCCUGAAGUGGCCACGCCAAGGAGUCCUUGGAGACUUAUUCCUGAAGUUGACAAAUGAUGAGAAUAAUUUCUUGGAUUAUUAUGUUGCCUACCUGAGGGAUUUACCCGAAUGCAUCUCAUUGGUUCAUGUUGUGGUACUGAAGGAGGGUGAUGAAGAGAUUAAGUCGGAUAUCUACACCCUGUUUUUCCACAUAGUACAGCGUAUCCCCGAAUAUCUGAUACAUCUGCAGAAUGUUCUGAAGUUCACAGAGCAGGAGCACCCAGACUAUUACCUCCUACUUGUGUGUGUUCAGCGCCUCCGAGUGUUUAUCUCUCAUUAUACCCUGCUGUUUCAAUGCAAUGAAGAUUUGCUUAUUCAGAAACGGAAAAAGCUCAAAAAGUCAUCUAUGGCAAAGCUGUACAAAGGGCUGGCUUCCCAGUGUGCUAAUGCUGGCCAAGAUGCUUCCCCCAAUGCAGGCCAGGAGGCUGUCCACGACAGUGGGGUCCACUCAGAAGAAAUGCUCCAACCCUAUCCUUCCUCUUCCAGUUCUGCCCCUGCUGUCAUACAUCUGAUGGCCCCGGCAAAGAAAGGCCAGCAGCAGCAGAGCCUCAUGGAGAGCAUGCAGCCCGGGAAGCCUGGAGACUGGGAGCUGGAGGGCAGAAAGCACGAGCGGCCGGAGAGCCUGCUGGCGCCGGCUCAGUUCUGCGCGGCCGAGCAGGACGUGAAGGCGCUCGCCGGGCCUCUGCAGGCCAUCCCGGAGAUGGACUUCGAGCCGUCCUCCGCCGAGCCGCUAGGCAACGUGGAGCGCUCGCUGCGCGGUCCGCCCGAGCUCCUGCCCGACGCGCGCGGCUUCGUGCCCGCCGGCUACGAGGAGUUCGAGUACGGCGGCGAGAUCUUCGCGCUGCCCGCGCCCUACGACGAGGAGCCCUUCCAGGCGCCGGCGCUCUUCGACAACUGCUCGCCUGCCUCCUCCGAGUCCAGCCUGGACAUCUGCUUCCUGCGGCCCGUCAGCUUCGCCAUGGAGGCCGAGAGGCCGGAGCACGCGCUGCAGCCGCUGCCCAAGAGCGCCACGUCGCCGGCGAGCAGCAGCGGCGCCUACAAGCUGGAGGCCGCGCAGGCGCAGGCGCAGGCGCACGGCAAGGCCAAGCCUCUGAGCCGCUCGCUCAAGGAGUUCCCGCGCACGCCGCCCGCCGAGGGCGUGGCCCCGCGCCUCUACAGCACGCGCAGCAGCAGCGGCGGCCGCGCGCCGCUCAAGGUCGAGCGCGCUCCCGCCCCGCACGGCCCAGCCGCCGCCGCCGCCGCCUCCCGCGGGGCGCCGCGGACCUUCUUCCCCCAACAGAGGUCCCAAAGCGAAAAACAGACCUAUUUGGAAGUAAGGAGGGAGAUGCACCUAGAGGACGCCACUCGAUUCUGUCCAAAGGAAGAGAGAGAGAGUGAACAGACCUCUUUCAGCGACCAAAAUCCUAGGCAAGACCAGAAAGGGGGCUUCCGCAGCUCAUUCCGCAAGCUCUUUAAAAAGAAGUCCAGUGGAUCAGAAUACAGGGAAAAAACUAAUGAGAACCCCUCAAUGGAUCCUUCACCCACCAAACAAGAUCUCUUCAGAAACCGACUUGCUCUUGCAAAUGACCUUGACCAAGGAACAGCUGUGUAAACACACUUACAGUUGUAUUGUCGAGUGGUAAGAGGAGGGUAAAAGCUUGUCUAUAUCUCUGCAGGAAUAUAUAUAUAUAUAUCAAUGUAUAAAUCCCUAAGGAAGACUAAUAUAAACAUUUACAUAUGAAAUUAAAUCAACAUACAAGAUACUGAAGAGAUGAAGAUUAGCCUAUGGUUAAGACUUGGCUUUAUGAACCUCAGGAUUGGGAAAAGGGAAACGAAGACUUUCCACAUCAUUACAGGAAAAAGCAUACUAAAUUUGGAGGAAAAUAAAUGUUUGUAAGAACAAAAACUUGCACCUUGAAGUCAUUCCCCAAGUAUAAUAAUAAUAAUCGUGUUCAGUUUUAGCAUGGAUGUGAAUUUUGUGCUUCCUAGGAAUUUUAAUGCAUAGUUCAUGAAUUCAUCCCACUGUGCUUAGACCAGAACACUCUAUGUGAGGGUCCAAUUGUGUUGCUUCAUAUCUUUCAGACCUCAAGGCAAAAUAUAAUGUCUUGUAAGGCAUAGGGUUAACAGAACCGAAUUUUAUGUGUACAAACCAGAGUUCUAAAGAAUUUGUCCUUAAAAAAUUACUUAGAAGCAUCAAAACUUAAAAACAUAAUGCUCUCCAACUUGUUCUAUGCUUAUGGAAAUCAGUAGAGGGAACAGGGGUGGGACCAAAGACAAAGAAAUAUGUUCCUUGUGUGGACUGUGUUGGGGACUGCAGCAGUCGCCGAUCCAGUAGAUCUCAUGAGUGUGAGACCCACUCAAGCCCAGACAGACCAGGAGAGAAGGAGCACUGACUUAGCUCCACCCUCUUUCAAAGGCUUUGCACCCAUGGUCUGGGACAUGCCAGGCAAGUGCUCAGCCAUCGAGUUACAUCCCCAGCCCUGAAACCUUCCUUUAGUCUUGGCUGGAGCUGACCCCAGCACCAGUUCUCUAAUGGUCACAUUUAUACAGUGAUUACUACAAACACAGAUCAGAGUGAAAACUCAGGAGUGUAAUAUGCAAGUCUCUGAGGGGCAACAGAAUAGAAGCUUUUAUAGCCCAAGUAGAGGACUAAGUCCUACUUGAGUGAGGCCUGCCUAUCUCUGGAGUAAUACAGUGUGCUCUUGAACCUAGACACGCUGCAGAUGGCCAUGCAUCCUUUUCCUUGAUUGACCCCAAACAUCAGAUUUAUAAUAGGAAGAAACAAAACAAAGAGGUUUAGACCACUUGACUCUGUGGUAUGCAGUUGCCUAAAGACAGUAUUAGUAUUCACACUGGCUUCUGUAGAAAUGCACUGCUGGAUGCUUUUUUUUAAGUAUUACAACUUUCUCUUUGUCCAGUGAUUAAUUGGGAACACAUCUGUCAGCAUACAAUUAAAUAUGUGAAACAUAUAAAGGAUUACUACAAAUUUUUUGGAGUUUCAAUAUUUAAAUAUCAGCUAAGGUUUUCAUUUCCUGGAAUUUCAUAGACCACUGAAAUCAGAUUUUUACCAGGCUAAAAUUGUUCUGGGCAGUGAUUAAAAGUACAAUGCCAAAUCAACCGGAUGUGGAGAGUAAAACAAACUACAAACAAAAAUAAGAAUUCUCUUCCUUUCAUAACCUGCUUGUCAUCAAAACAGUAGGUUACUAGAAAGCUUUAAAAUAUUACACGUCUCUCGGGUUUUAUUUUGACAGCACACCCUUUCUCUAUCUGCAGACCACUAUUGUAUAUUAUUAAGCUAGUAGUAAUGUGGCCAGUCUGGGUCCCUACUUCCUGAUAACUGGAUGCUGGAUGAGUGCAGCUCUUCCUACCUACCUCUGAGCGCUCCUGCUUCCCAGAUCCCUAGCACAUCCACAAUACCAAACACAGCUCUUGUCUACACUCAGAUUCCCAAGUCCUCGCCAUCACCGUUUGGGGUCACUCGCUCUAAGGACUUUAAGUUUUCUGACCGCGGUUCUGCAUAAACGGAUGCAACUAACCCGGGCUCUCCCCUGCCACUGAGCCCUGCCCUUCCA